AUGAAUAUAAAUUGUCAGUAGUAAGAAGAAAGUUCUUUCGAAAUAGAUUAUAGAUUUUAGAAUGAUUUGAUUUCAUUUGAAAAUCUCAUAUCGAAUUUCAACUAAAGUAAGCAAACUAAAGACAACAUUGAAGUAGAUUUUGAUAGCUUGCAAGAGCAGACUAAUUAGCUUAUGCUACUUCUACAAAAAUCAGCUAAUAACAAUAAAUCAAUUCAAAAUAAAUAAAAUGAUGAGUUAACUAAUUUUGUAAUAGAUAUUUAGAUGGUUUUUAAUUCAAUUCCUAUUAAAUUAUUUAUUGGGCAAGUUCCUAAGGAUUGGUAGGAAAGUGAUCUUAAGAUUUUUUUUGAAAAACAUACCAGUAUCACAUAAAUUGAAGUAAUAAGAGACUAAAAAUUUAGACAUUAGGGAUGCGCUUUUGCUACUUUUUCCUCAAUGUCUGAAGCAGAAAAAGUUAUUGAAUUCUACAAAAAUAAACAUUUUCCAAACAGUAAGUAGGAAAUUAUUAUGAAGUGGGCUUCUGGAGAAGAAGAAAGACUCGGAGUCAGCGAGAAUUCAAGUCAUAAGCUAAUUAUAAAAAAUCUUCCUGCUUUAAUAUCAGAUGCAAGUAUUUCUAAUAUAUUUGAUAAUUUUGGUAGAAUCUAAUAAUUAAAAGUCAUACGAGAUAAAAAAACAAGUGAAUGCAAAGGUCAUGCGUUUAUUAAAUAUUAUGAGAAAGAGAGUGCCCAUUUAGCUGUCUAGAACUUGAACAAAUAAAAUAUUUACCUAAUUUAAAAUAAAAAAUUGAAAGUUUCUUUUAUAGAAAAGAGUUAUUAAAAAAAGCAAAAGUAAAUUCUAAAAUAUAUGAAACAAAAUACAAAUCAAAUAACAUAAAAUGGCCCUCUGCCUUCUACAAUACCUUUUGAGAAGUAUUAUUAUGAAUAUUUUAAUUAAGGGGAAUCUAAUCCUAUAUUUUACCAUCCAUUUACAGAUACUUCUUCUACUGAAACUCCUCCUUACUCCUCAUUAAUCUGGCACGAAGAUGGUUCUUGCACAAUUACACCUAAACUUUUUCCCUGCCAUAUAGAUUUUACAAUGUAAAAUAAAAGAAAAGAUGGUAUUAAAAAAUAUACAAAUCAAAAAUAUGUUGUUUAAGGUCCUUCACACUCUAAUAUUUUUGUCUUUCAUCUACCUAAAUAAUAUAAUGAAAAAAACUUAUUUGAGCUAUUUUCAGGUUAUGGAAAUAUCAUUUCAAUAACUAUUUGUAGAAAAUAAAAUGGUGAAAGCCGAGGUUAUGGAUUUGUUAGUUUUAACUAGCCUUAUGAGGCAGCUCAUGCAAUAAAAGAAUUAAAUGGUUUAAAUUUGAUGGGAAAAAGAAUAAAAGUAGAACUAAAAUAAACCCAUAUUGAAAAAGUAAAUAGCAAUCAAAAAACACUAAACUAUGAAUGA
Tetrahymena thermophila SB210 is the source of this 1425-nucleotide messenger RNA. RefSeq names its product RNA recognition motif protein. NCBI's taxonomy places the organism in Eukaryota, Ciliophora, Oligohymenophorea, Hymenostomatida, Tetrahymenidae. Gene Ontology annotation, molecular function: mRNA binding. The transcript has a single exon. Gene Ontology annotation, cellular component: cytoplasm; nucleus; ribonucleoprotein complex. The record is from RefSeq and is a predicted model, not a curated record.